AGCAACUACUAGACCAAGCUAAACACAGUGGACACACAAACAGAGCCCACACUACAGAUAGGGAAAGGCCUUCUUUCUAUUAGACCAGCCGAUCUGCAUAGGCAACCUGCAUGGAUUAAAGUCACAGAAUUUGGAGUUUUUCAAUCAUCAGUCAUGGAAACUCCUACAACAAACACUACGCUCACCUACGACAGCAUGGAAAAUACACAGUUACCCCAUUCCACAGAAACUGAUAAAGACUAUAGAGGAAUGUUCUCUGACAAAAUGCAUGAAAGAGGCUUAAAACUGCAACAAAAAACAUUGGAGAAUAUAAAAAAACAAAGAGAACAAGAGAAGAAAAUUGAAGAAAGUUCUCCUGCUGAUGAAUUGGCAAAGGAAUGGUUCAGCCAAGACAAAUUAACUGUGGGCACCCGAGCUUAUCUGCUUGACAGUAUAAUGCCCUCUGUUGUUCACGGGGUUGAGGCCAUGCUCCAAGAGGUCGACAAAAAAAAAGUUCUUGAAGAGGACUCGGUAAAAUUUGAUCCAGUUAAUUAUCUUGGAGAAUACCUUAUGAGACACAAUCCUGGGUUUUUUCCCGGCUCUGAAAAAUCUGCUUAUGUUCGCGGACUUGAACAAGUAGUUGCUGAUCUGAAAAAUAACGUUUUUGACUUAGAAUUCAACAGGCUAGGACAGCUGAAAGAAGAGCUGAAGGAAAACCAAGAGAACAGGGGACAGGUGGAAAGUAUCCACAGCCAGGUAAUGCAGAAGAGAAAGGAGGCUUUGUCCCUGCAGUUCCAAGAAUGGACACUAGAUGUCACCGGGAGGAUCCCUCUUGCAUUGGUACAAAGUGCUUUAAAAUCAUUCUUUGAGCUUGUCUCUGAAAAUACACCAGGGCCCAAACCAGGAAUCAAAGAACUGGAGACAGUGGACACACUGGAGCAGAAGCUUAGUGAAGAAGAAUUUAAAGAGUAUGUAUAUCCAUUUAUCAGUCACAUCAACACAGACUUCUUUCAGGAAUUUCUGCAUCACAUGGCACAAUGUGCGGACAUGUUCCGUGAGACAAUCCGCCAUGAUAUUUGGAGACAGAGAUUUUCUGAACUCUUUCUCGCAUGUGAUGCCGGAAAGGUUGGUUUCCUGGAUAGACAGCGGGUUUUGGCCCUUCUGGAAAUAUUCUAUGACGUAAUAAGCACUGAGGGAGAAGAGUGGCAGCCACGAAACCCUCGUCAAUGGCCAGUAAUUGAAAUAGGAGAAAUGGAUCAAACUGAUUUCUGGGUUGAUUUCAAGGAAGGAGUUAACCCGACAGAAGAGAAAGGAGAAGUGCAAACUACUGCAACCUCCAUUAUAACAACUGAGCCUGUACCUGCAGUGGAGGACUUGAAGAAGAGUGUGAAUGGUAAAGGAGAAGGUACAGCAGAUACAACAGAGAAUGGACAAGCCCCACAAGCUGAAGACAAUGGCAGCAGAGACUCACACUUUAUUGAGGGAAAACCUUGGUCAGGUACAGCAGAUACAACAGAGAAUGGACAAGCUUCACAAGUGGAAGACAAUGGCAGCAGAGACUCACACUUUAUUGAGGGAAAACCUUGGUCAGGUGAUCUGCUGACUUCAGAUCUGGCUAUCCAGUACAGUUCAUAUGGUGAUAGAAGUCAAGAUGAGUGUCAUGACACAGUCUCCAAAUUCACUGAUCUAUACAACAUCAUCUCGGACAUUAAUACUCGUGGUCCAUCACGCAUUCCCAGUGCUUUCAAUGGAAAGGCCCUCAACUUGCCCCAGUUUGUCCAGUUAAUGGAGACUUUUGUGGGAGAUGCCCCACUUGCAGCUGUGGAGAAAGUCACGUCCUUUAUUCAGAAGGAAUACGUGGAAACUGAAGAGGAGAGAAUUGCACUUCUGGCUAAAGUUCAUCAAGAUGCCCUUCUAGCACGGCAGAAGCUUGUCCUGCAGGCUCUCUUUGAGAAAUGGGACAACGAUGGGUCUGGAUUCCUGGAGCUGGAGGAGGUAGACGGAGUUCUGAUCAAAUACAAGGAGGGGAUGGAAUUGGAGGCGAUGGCUAAAGGCAGAGAGAACUUGACCUCCUCAAAAUCUCAGCGAGGGUCAAGUAAGUUGUCAGCGAGUGAGUUCUUUAGGUACAUCUUGGGUGUCAUCCAUGAGCUACCAGGACCAGAAGAAGAGGCUUUUGAGAAUGUGAUCGAGUUUCUAACCUCCAGCGUUGAGCGUACACAGGCAGAUAAACUGAGAGGAGCCAGCCGGAGAAAGUGGCUGCAACACAUUCAGACCAUUGCUGAAACUAGUGGUGGCAGACUAGAUUCAGUAUAUAAAGCUGUAUCUCAGGCCCUUUGCAAGGAUGCAGAGGCCCAUGGAAACAACAAAAAGAUCAGUGCAAAUAUUGGCCUACUAGAGCAAAGCUCACCUGGAGAAAGAUGGAAUGAGGUUCUACGUUACGUUGCUUGUACCUCGGAGGAUGCUUUAUAUGUAUUAAAUAAGACGCUCAACAGAGACAUGAAAGGUGUCAGUUUUGCAGCAGUGGACAGCGGGAUACCGCAGCAUGUUCCUCGAGUCCAGUAUCAUGGUAACAUUCAGUUCUGGAACAAAGAUCGCCCUGAAGAAGAGCGGAAGGGAUCUCUCAUUGUACUGCCACUUAUAGAUACACAGCAGCGGGUUUUUGGGACCCUCAGCAUUGACACCCUAAGAGAACCGCGUGAUAGAAAUAUCUUCCUAACACAUGAAAUAAGCUUUUACCAGGGUGUGACAAAUGCAUUCAGUUCAGCAUACCACCAUAUACAGAGGAAGAGAGAUAUUCUACAACUUGUGAGCAGUGCAUUUGCCUGGAUUUAUAGCAGAGCUCCCAACAUCCGAGUUAUAGACACAUACCUAAUGGAGCCCUGUACAGACAAGGAACAGGGUUAUGCGUUUCGAAAUAUGAUGCACACAGACAAUAACACUGGCAUAUCUGAGACCUUCUCUAGUCCUGCCACACUGCGAAGACGGGACAACCUGUUCAGGGAUUACCUAUUCAAGUGUGCAGAUAGCUCUGAGGUUAUCACCACUGAUGCCUAUGGAGAACGCCAUAUAGCUGUACCUAUCCGUGACCAUACAGGAAGAGCUUUAGGUGUACUGGACCUAAACACUGGCGGCUGUAAAGAACUGCCCCCUCAUGAGUAUCAGGAUCUGCAGAAAAUGCUACAGAUGUUGCAGGAAGCAUGCAAUGAACUUCUGGAUGAUCAGCAAUUUAAGGAUACAGCAAAAAAGGCUGUCUUAGAGGCAGAACAAGUAUCUGGACAGAGAAAAGUAGGCGUCCUAUUCCAUCGCUUCAUGCUGCAGGAUCUGAGGCAAUGUGUCAGCAAACUGGACUACCAGUCAUUUGCUGAAUUGAAGAGCUACAAGGAGCCACCAGUCAUGGUGCACAACAUCCUAAAAGCUGUGCUGCUGCUAUUUUUCCCUGAAUGGGAUGAAUCCGAGGAGAUCCACAGCUGGAAUCAGUGUAAAUUGAAAGUAAAUAGUGAUUUGAUUCGAAAAAUUUUAUCCUUUGACCCCACGGCUCAGUAUGUCAGAAGCAAUCCAGAGAUCCUUACUAAGUACAUUAAAGGUAUUCCCAGAGGAGCAGUCUGGAAACAGGGCUCCAUCCCCGCGGAGCAUCUCUUUAACUGGGCUUUCACCUGUCUAUCUCUUAUGGAACUCAGCCAAAAAAUGCAAAACGCACAGGCACCAUCACAAGUCUUCCUGCGAAUGCCAAACUAAAACCUGAAUAAAAAUACUGUUUUUAUUUAA
This is a messenger RNA of Rana temporaria (common frog), 3744 nucleotides long. RefSeq names its product EF-hand calcium binding domain 5 (gene EFCAB5). The coding region runs from base 154 to 3714 and encodes 1186 amino acids. NCBI's taxonomy places the organism in Eukaryota, Metazoa, Chordata, Amphibia, Anura, Ranidae. The transcript has 22 exons. Gene Ontology annotation, molecular function: calcium ion binding. The record is from RefSeq and is a predicted model, not a curated record.